CCACCCCUUUUAAUUGCUAAGUACACUGUUAUCCUAAAAAAAAUCUACAGCUAAAUGACCCUUUCUCUUGCAAUGAAGCUUCUUAUAGCCGUGGCUCUGUUGGUUGUUGGACUCUCCCCUUGCCCAGGAUCAGGACAGGAAGGCGAUGAAUCUCCUACACUGGACACUGUGGAAUUCCAUUUCAGCUACUACAGUGUCUACAUGAACUUCUACUUUAGCAAUUUGAUGGAGAAUCCAUUUUUGAACUAUGGUGAAUACUACUACGAGGCAAUUGAUUCCAUGGCAGGUGUACCGUGCUUCUUGAACGAAUUUGUUUUCAAAAACACAAACACGAAUGAAACCUUCCAGGCUGAAUACCCGGGUCGUUGCACUGCCUACGAGACGAACCUCAUUCAAAUCGCAAUCAAUCCUAGAGAUUAUCUCCGUAUGAUUACGGACGAGUUUAUCAAUGCAACUUCUACUACGCCCGUACACUUGGAAAUGUACACUGUAGAUACGCUUGGAGCUCCUUUCAACCUUCGAAUAGAAUCAAAUGACUCAGUUGAGUGUACCGUGUUCCUGAAUUUGUACUCCUAUGUGGGUGUUAAUGACCUUGAUUAUUCGAUCAAUGAGGGAAUUAUCUUGAUUCAUUUCAAUGCUUUAGUGGAUGUUGAUAUCGUAAAUAUCAGUAUGCUAUCACUGUCUAGCUCUCGCUCAGAUCGGAAUGAAAACAACACUCUUGUCCUCACAAGUGCUGAGAUACUGAAUGAGUCUCCUGGUUUAGCACUAACUGUAGGUAUAAGAAUGACCUCUAGUGAUCGAGCUCUUCUUGCAAGCAGAGGAAUAUGUGUUGCAGGUGGUAUUGACUCAAUUCAAGACUGUUUUAUUGCCUUAGAAGAAGGUUUUGCUGCCUCGUAUUUUGGAGAAGAGAACAGCAAUACCGGUCGCUUUUCAGUCAAUAAUUAUUGGAGAACACCAGAUUAUGAGCCUGUGACUAUGUCCAUUCAGCUGGAGUACGUCGGUGGGUUGACUCUAAACCUAACUCUCGGUCUGGGUCAACCAUUUAGAAUGCGAUCAAGUUAUCUUGGGGAGAGGAUCAUCAGUGUGACGUGUACAAGUGGGGACACUAGCCAAUAUGUGAACCCCAUGCUGGAUAUUGACAAUGGUGCAGUGUCUAUUCCCGAUAGCUACAUCCAGAAUGAUUGGCCUAGCUCCAUUAUCAUGAAUGCACCCAGGGGCCUACUUGAACCUGGUCUGCAAGGUUACUACACAUGCAGGACAGAGGGAGACACUUUCCUUAGUCCUCACAUUCUACAUCCCAAUCCCUAUCACAAUUUUUUCUAUGAAGGAAGCUCUGCUACUGCUGAUAUAUAUGAUGAUAUUGUAGUCCGCUUUGCACAUGGCGACUUUUUUAGUACUACUAUAUAUAGUGACCGAUUUCUAGUGUAUGCGGAUGGAUAUUACGACCCUCCUUUUGAGUUCAGUUUCGAAGUAAACACCCCAUUCUCAUUCCAUGGUGAGCUGCGUAUCAACAGGACCCAGUUCGAUUAUAAAGGAGAGUAUUUUCUAUUAUACGAUUUUUCUGCUCUACGCCCAAACUUCAUUAUCAAUGUAAAUGAACCUGAGCUCACUCUGUACCCACCGGUCCUGACUGUGUUGAACUCUGACCCUCCUGAUACAACCGCCUCUCUCACUUGUACCUCUGACAAUACAAACAUCCCCGUAGUCUUCCCGGGAAACUACACUUCAUUGGGUAUUACGACUACCUACGAAGAUGACACCAACAGCUCGGUGAGAUUGGACUUUGAACUGGACAAAGACCUAAUUGAGUUGCUUGAUGGGAUGGAGUUUAUCUGUGAAGCCAGAGACCCAGAUGAUUAUAAUUCCACUGUGUCAACCUCCAGCUCAACCUUUAGAGCAGUUUCAGAUACGCUGACUCUGUAUGGUAUCGAGCCUGGCAGUAGUCGUAAACUUGUUACGAAUGGUGAAACGAUUGAUACAACCAGCUCGUUUGAAUGUCUGCGGUAUAUCAAUCCUACAAGAACGGAUCUUGAGACCAUCUCUGCAACGUUGUUGUGGAGACUCAAUCUUCUGGAGUCCAAAGAAGAGAUAGAGUUCAGUUCAGAUGUUAGUGGUGAAGAGUUUAUAGUCACUACACUGCCGAACAGCAGUAUCACUCUGAAUAUUCUCGGCGGAUUCUCUGGAAGUGUUUCGUGUAUCCAUGGCGAUGAAGUAAUAAAGAUAAACGUUGCCACUCAAGCUUUGGUGGCGGGUGUGGACUUCAUUCCUCCCUUCUUCCCAGAAGAUGGUGUGCCAUUGUUUAAAACUGACGAUGGUUGUUCACAGAGGAUUUACUCGAGCACUGGCAUUCCGUUUGGAGCAGAAACACAACAAUACGUUCAUGUCUGCACGAAUGGCAUGCUGACUGUUGGAACUCCACCUCUCUUUCUUGGUACAGCAUUGGAACGAUUUCCUACGGCUGAUACCAGGAUUAGCCAAUCAAAUUUGCUUGCUCCAUUCUGGAAUGACCAUGAUGGUCGAGACCCUGCCUCUAGCGUAACGUACAGAGUGUACGGUGGUGCUGCCGGCGAUCCUGAAGGUUUUAUGAGUCCCGUGAGCUCUUUCAUUUCAAGCCAGAUUGAUUCUGACAUUGUUGGCAAGUUUGAGCCCACUUGGAUGCUAGUAGCCUCCUGGAACUAUGUUCCUCCGUACCCCCACACUGCAACAGAGAGAGGACAAAAUUCCUUUGAAGCCAUUAUCAUAACUGAUGGUGUGAUAAGCUUCGCUGUCUACUCCUAUAACUGUGAUGAUCUACAAUGGGGGGAGUCGCAGAAUGGUGACUACUCUACCAUCGGCUACAACAUCAAUCCAGGCUCGUAUUUUGGUAGUGAUAGCGAAAAAUUAUCUUCCUUCUACGAUCACCGAAUCUCCAACUUACCCAUGAGCGAGAUGAUUGCAUGUUCCAGUCUUGCUAGAGGAUCGCGUUACCAUAACGAGGUGUACUAUAUCGGUCGAUCUAAGAACACCACGCAACUGGCACGUGCAGAAUGUACCAGCACUAUCAACAACGAUACCGUGUAUAGUGACAUCAUCAAUGGAACCACACUAAGAGAUGGAUGCCCUUGCAACUUGGCACAGGCUUUCAGAGACUUUGCUUUUAGAUCCAUUGAUAUGUAUGAGUUGACUUUGGACCCAGUGUAUAAUAACCAGUUCUGUUUUACUCCAAGCUUCAGUCAGACUGACACCAUUCUCUGCUGCUAUAGACGAAGGAGUGGCUCUCUCAACAAUGCUCGUGGUAUCAGUGGAGUGGUGGCCUACAGUCCUAGCUUCUUCCCAAACCAGUUUCUUGAAACUGAUUACAAGCUGCGAGAUGUAUGCAGCAUAGGGGGAGAAGCAGACACACUGUACAGGACUAGAAGACCUCCAGUUACUUGUACCACUUAUCAACCACCAAGAAGAACCUUCUGUACGGGUGAUCCUCAUCUUACCAACCUUGAUGGAGCUAAGUUCACAUUCAACGGUUGGGGGGAGUAUAUUCUACUGGAGUUGGUGACUGAUGACACCACUUUCUGGAUCCAAGCUCGUAUGCAACCACUCCCAGAGUCUACUACUAAAGCUACUGAACUAGGUGGUUUCGCUUUCGCUAUGAGCAGGGACACUCCCGUUGAAAUUCGCUUGAAUGCAUCUAGACAGCUAGAGAUUCUAAUCAGUGGAGAAGAUGUGACGGACCAGCUGGUCAGCCUCAACGCUUCUAUAUCCACUGAUUUCUACACUGUGUCUCGAAGCAGUUCCAAUUCCAUUCUGGCCACGUUCCCAAAUGGAAUGGGAUUAAUGGUGAAUCUAACAAGUAUGCUGACCUUCACAGUCAUCAUCCCUGAUAAAUACAGAGGACUAACUAGAGGAAUGGUUGGGAACUACAAUGGUAAUCAAACUGAUGAUGUCGUAUUCCGGAACGGAACUUUGGUACCUCUCUCUGAGUUCUCCUUCAGGCUACUACACCAAGUGGGACUGUCAUGGCAACUGAAUGCUUCGGAGUCUCUCUUCACUUACCCUGAGGGCAGGACUGCUGCAGACUAUGCUGUGCUUGACCACGAUCCACCCUACCUGGAUGAAGUGGUAGCUGCUGCUUCGCCUGAUAUUCUGUUGGUGUGCGGGGAUAAUGUAGAGUGCAUUUUUGACUCUAUUGAAACUGGGAAUACUGACAUCGGCCUCGAAACAAUGAACAUGAUUUCUACAAUCGAUGAAGAUGAAAAACUUACAUCUAACUUCCCUCCUCUCAUCUAUGGUCCUGACAGCCUCUAUGUUACGCUGGGGGAAGAGGCUGUACUUGUGUUCAAUGUGACUGAUGACAAGGGUAGUAUCAACCUGAUAUUGGUGGAUGGACUGCCAGCUGGGGCCACUCUACUGCCUACCCCUAAAGGCGACUAUACCAUAGAGUACACCUUCCGGUUGGAACUUGAUGAAAUUACCGAUAUUUCUCUAGUGUUUUUGGCCACUGAUGAUCUGGAUGCUGGGUCAACUCUGGAAGUGCAGAUUAUGAUCUGUGCUUGUGAGAAUAAUGGCAACUGCACACUGGAGGGAGUGGUGGACCAAAGCACCAGUACUGUCGUCUCCAAUUGUGUAUGCUCUCAAGGUUGGGAAGGUGACUUCUGUGAGGCUGACGUCGAUGGCUGUGCCAACUUUGACUGUUUCAUGGGUGUGGAUUGUGUGGACGUCCCUGCUCCAGGAGUGGGGGCAGUGUGUGGUCCAUGCCCUGAGGGAUAUCGUGGAGAUGGGUCAAAGUGCGCCGAUAUCAACGAGUGUAACGGUACCAUGCAUGGUUGUGCUCAACUGUGCGUCAACCAACCAGGAAGCUUUGAGUGUGCCUGUUACCCUGGUUACGAGCUUUACAAUGAUACACAAUGUAGAGACAUUGACGAGUGCUCUUUGCUCAAUGGUGGUUGUCAUCACGACUGUACCAACACGAUGGGAGGGUUCGUUUGCAGUUGUGACGAAGGUUACACCAUCAGCACCAACAAUAGAACCUGCAAUGUUGACCCGGUAGCGAUGUGUGUUGACAGAAACUGUGCCCAGUCAUGUGUGAGAUUAUUGGGAGUGGAAACAUGCGGCUGUUUCCCUGGUUACGAGCUGGCAUCCAAUGAGAUGGAUUGCUCAAAUAUCAAUGAGUGUGAGGAGUCUCCGUGUGAGCAUAUCUGCACUGACUUGGAAGGACUGAGAGGAUACAGGUGUUCCUGUCAAGAGGGAUACCAGCUACUGCCUGGGGGGAGUUGCAUCGAUAUCAAUGAGUGUUUGGUGGCAGCUCUGGACAUAUUUGCCGCUGACCUUUGUGAACCCUCCAUGUUCUGUGUGAAUAGUGUGGGUAACUACAGCUGUGAGUGUCCGGCUGGUACACUACUAGUGGAGGGAGUGUGUCAAGCUGACCUCACCAUUGCACCACCAAUGACUGUACCCGAGGAAGUGACAGAGGGCUUGCUCACCACUGCACCACCAGUGACUGUACCUGAGGAAGCGACUGGUAAUGUCAUCGUCGUGGAGAUCAACGGAUUCAACCUUUACACGUUCACUGUUGAGGUACAGAUGCGAUUCAGUGCAGCCACAGCUGAUGCUAUCAAUGUCUACUGUGAGGACAAUGACUGUCUAGUGUCGUACCCUGAGGCAAGAACAAGGAGGAACACACUCACGGCUGACAACCUCUACAUUGCUGAGAUUGCUAGUACUGGAGAGUCUAGUAUCAGCUUUAACAUGUACGCCCGUUUGGAGGGUGGCUUCCUCAGUGGCAGUGCCUUGGCAACGGCUGUACUAGAUAAUCGUGAUGAGUACACAGCUCUUGGUUUUGAAGUGACUAAUGUGCAGACUGAACCAAUCUCUUCUAUAAUUCUGACAACCAAUCAGAUCAUCGGUAUUGGAGUGGGGGGUGGUCUGGGACUGAUCCUGAUACUGGCUCUACUUAUUACCAUCACAUGCUGUUGUGUCAAGCGUCGAUCAAAAGAACCCAAGAGUAAGGGUGGUGAUCUAGAGUUCACCAACACUGGCACUGGUUUUGACCUGAAGACUGUACCCCACGAUGGACUGGAAGAGAUAGCCAAACUAUAGUCAGCGGAGGAGAAGAAAGUGGAUCUCCAUAAUUAUUAACAUAAUUAUAGGCAGACAUUAAGAAAUACUGUCAUUUUAUAUUUAGUAUAAUUAUUAUUAAUAUAAAUCUACUGAUAUAAUUAUGUGAUUUUCUGUGCACCUG
Messenger RNA from Halichondria panicea, 6214 nucleotides. RefSeq names its product mucin-like protein. Gene Ontology annotation, biological process: cell-matrix adhesion. Bases 55 to 6072 code for a protein of 2005 amino acids. The transcript is spliced from 29 exons. Lineage: Eukaryota; Metazoa; Porifera; Demospongiae; Suberitida; Halichondriidae. The record is from RefSeq and is a predicted model, not a curated record. Gene Ontology annotation, molecular function: calcium ion binding.